AUCACUUGACAACAGCCAAUGCUUUGCGCACCUUCAUCUUCCUGGAAAGUGAUUCAGCUGCUUUUCCCUGACUUUGUUCAUAUAAGGAGACACUUUAAAGGCUCCAGACCAGCACAAGCUUCAGCUGAACAACCAUCUACCAUGGACUCCAGUCUAACCAGAAGCCAGCAGAAAACAAUCUGCUCCCAGCUGGGAAGUGUCAAAUUACGGCUGCUGUACAAGGCCAGCAUCCAUGGUUUCACUGGCCCGGCCUUCCACCAACGAUGUGACAACCGCUGUCCCACAUUGUCUGUGGGCUAUAACGCCUCCGGUUAUGUCUUUGGAGGCUACACCCAACAACCCUUCACUCAGUCUGGACAGUACGUGCACGAUAAUCAGGCCUUUCUUUUCACCUUCAGAGGAGAAAGGCUCGUCAAAUAUCCGGUUACUGGCCCCGCUAAUGCAUUGAGAAUGAUAGCCAACUCUGGUCCAUAUUUUGGAGAAGCGUUCGUUCUUGUUAAUGCAAGCAAAGCAGUUGUCUAUAGCAAUCCAGGAAGUUAUUACAACUUCAGUGCUGCAGAAAUGCAUGGCAACGACCUGAACCUGACUGAGUGUGAAGUCUAUGAAGUCGAGGAGAUCCCAGAAUUUGAGAAGCCAUGGAGGCCGGUGGUGUGGGAAAAUGAGAAGAGGACAGAGCUGAUGGACAGCAUUAAGCUCUACUGCCCCAUGGUCAACUCUGUGUCUCAGGUUCGGGUUCUGCUCAUCGGACCAGUUGGAGCUGGAAAGUCCAGCUUCUUUAAUUCUAUCAACUCUGUGUUUAGAGGCCAUGUCAGCAACCAGGCCAUCGCUGGCAGCUCUACCACCAGCCUCACUACGCAGUUUCGCACCUACUCAGUGAAAGCUGGACGAGGAGGAAAACCUCUGCCAAUCAUCCUGUGUGAUACCAUGGGAUUGGAGGAAAACACAGGGGCGGGGCUUGACACUGAUGAUAUCAUCAGCAUCCUCAAAGGUCAUCUACCAAACAGUUAUCAGUUCAACCCCUCUGCUCCUCUGCAUCACGAAGCCAGCGGCUAUCAGAAGUCCCCAGGUCUCAAGGACAAGAUCCAUUGUGUGGCCUACGUCAUCGAUGCCUGCAAGGUCUCCAUCAUGCCCGAAAAACUGGAGCACAAACUGGAAACUAUCCGCAGAAAGGUCAACUUAAUGGGGAUUCCUCAGCUGGUCCUGAUGACUAAAGUGGAUGAAGCCUGUCCCUUUGUUUCACAGGACAUCAGGAACAUUUAUAGGAGCGGCUACAUCGAGGAACUGAUGCAGGAGGUCAGCGCUCGACUCGGUGUGCCGAUGUCCUGCGUCAUUCCGGUGAAGAACUACAGCAAAGAGUUGGAACUGGACCUGCACUGUGACAUCCUGCUGCUCACUGCCAUUAUCCAGAUGCUUCGUGCUGCCGACAGUUACUUCGAUGACCUCAGUGAACGAUUCAGCAACAUUGAAACCAAAGAAUAGUAAGAAUAAGCACAGCAGAUGUUUAUAAAAUGUUCCUCAAAAUGACCCACCGUCCAGCAGGUCAGAUCCAAGAUGGAAGCCGUGUAGUUGUGACAGGUGGUCAACAUUUAAAAACAGGUACAAACAGUGUAUGUCUCAUUUUUAUUACCUGAAUCAGUUUUGUUGUUGUAUAAUAUAUGUAACUGCCACACAUGGUAUCUUGGGGCCUUUCUCUACUAAUCAAGUUUUUCCUGCCACAUUAGUGCAUGUAUGGAAAGGUUAUACAGCUGAUUACAUAUAUCCAAAUCUGAUUUAACUGAAACUGAGACUUUAUAAUAUUGUAAAGAAUUAUACAAAGCAGUUCAUAUUGACAGUAUUGUUUGAAAGUUUGGAUUUUCUGCCACAAAAGCUCGACUGGCUACAGUCAGAGGAAUGCUCUGUGUGUUUAUAUGGUCUUUUCUUUAUGCUUUUAGGUUGUAGAAAGUCGUCUUUACAAAUACAUGUUAUCCGUACGGAGGGUUUCUUUUUGUCCACAGAACACAAAACAUUGUACAAUCAUUUAACUCUCUUUCUUCUGGUGUUUAAAUGAUCAUGUUUUUUUAUGUAUGUUAAAAAAGCCAUUAUUGAAGGAAAGAUGAAAAACAUAAAUGUAUUAGGUGAUUCCAAACUUUUGAGCAGUGGCGUGUUGCAGUAGCUGCUGAACAUUAUGCAUCCAGAGGCCUGCACUACAAAGCUAGUUCAGCUUACCCAGGAUAUAUUUUCGUUACCUGGCUUGACAAAGCCCUAACAUUGGCCGUCUGGAUAACCGGUACUACAAACCUGGUUAUCAAAUAAUUCCGUCAACUCUGGGUUUUCCUAUCCAGCCAUGAGCGAAAAACUGGCCUGCAACGAGACAGUAAAAUGUCACUGAUGGGGGAUGUAAAUGAUACUCUGUUAUUUUAUAAUGGAAAUAUAGAGAUAUUGAAAAUACUAUCUAAAAAGUCACUGUUGGCUGAGUCUUAAAUUACGUGUAGGUAUCACUGGACUAUAAGUGACAUAGUAUUGAGUAUUUGUUGCCCUUUUGUUGGGUGAUGAUGAAACUACUUUUAAUAUGUUAAGUAAAACACUUUAAAGUGAUGUCAGUGUUUCUGCUACUGCAAUGAAGGGUGGAAAAGUAUCCUAGUGAAUGACUGAUGACGUCUAUCUGACCGAGAAGUUGCAUUUAUAAUAACAGGAGCCAAUUAACAGUGUGGAUUAUUUUACUAAUAAAAUAUUAUCUUUUUUUCAGUUCUCAUGACACAGGUAUGUCAUUAUUUUGAGCUGCAGUGAUGGAAUCAGAGUGUAAAAGUAGCAGCACCGUCACUGUGGACUAAUAUAAACUUUUCACAAGUUAAAAUCCUCCUAAAAUCAUGUGUUUAGUGUUGUAGAGCCUUGGAACAAUGAAAUGACCUUUAACACUAUAUAGGCUCCUCUUUUUUUAACCUGUCACUCCAGACUUUUGUCCAUGGAUACUUUUUUCUUCAGUGAUCUGAUUGGUCAGAGGUAAGGGUGUUGAUAGGCUGUGAUCCGAUACUCUGAAGUUAACCUGCUUUGGAGAAGGUUAGCUGUUUAGCAUCAGUUACCAUGGUGAUUUAUCCUGAUAAAGAGAACCAGCUUCGUAGUAGUGAAUUCCAGAGUCAACCCAGGAGUUACCUUGCUAACUCCAAAUCCUGCUUUGUAGUGGAGGCCUCUGGAAAAGUUUGUACUCUGUAUGUGCUCCACAGACACCAACAGUGCUUGUACCAAACUCUCAUAAAUGUUUUCAGUGUAUUUAUUCCAAUGCCUGUUGUAUUUUUCCAAAAAGCUUUCUACAGUAGUAAGUCUAUUUCUUAACAGUAUUUGACCCCCAGUUUCUCAAGUGUUAGAUAAAACCACAUGUAUUGUUACGUUUCGUGUUGUGCCUCAAGUUGUGUCACUUGACAAUAAGGACAGGAUGUCAUGAAUCUGGAAACUUCCUUUGUAUGUUGUCAAUAAAAGCUCCAAGUGCAUGAACAGAAAAA
This is a messenger RNA of Epinephelus lanceolatus (giant grouper), 3476 nucleotides long. Its product is annotated as interferon-induced protein 44-like. Gene Ontology annotation, molecular function: GTP binding. The record is from RefSeq and is a predicted model, not a curated record. Gene Ontology annotation, biological process: immune response. Lineage: Eukaryota; Metazoa; Chordata; Actinopteri; Perciformes; Serranidae.